UGUUUAUUGCUUUCUUGAUUCGAAACAGAGCGCGGGAAAAUUGGGGCAGAGAAAAUGGACAAUUCAGGAGCGAUUCUUUGUCAGAUUUCUUCUCUGAAGGACAUGCUUGAUCAGGUGAACGAAGAAAUCGAAGCGAGUAUUCAGGUUACCAGAGAGAUAGAAUCCGAAAUCGUCAAGUGUUCUGAGGCCGAGACCACUUUGAAAGCCAGAGAAUCAGAGCUGACGAAGUUGGUUUACGAGUUGGACUUUGAGCUCGCCGGAUUGAUUGCAGUGGCUGCUCAUUCAAGAACCUCAGUGAAGCUCUUGGAGAAGGAGGUGUCUUUUUUAAAAAUGAAACACAACGAGAUCAUCAAAAGAAUGAACAACAUGAGGGAUGAUUUUACCACAUCAUGCCUAGAUUUCCAGAGGACCAUGGAAAACACGCGAACUGAUGAACUUGAGGAUUUAUUGUCAGAAAAGGAGUUUCUUGAGAAGGAACUUCAUCUUUUGAAUGAGAAAAAUAAUGUGCUGCAGAACUCAAUGUUGGCAUUCAUAGAGGAGAUUCUUGAAGAACUUCAUGGUUCCAAUUCUGCUUUGCAUGUUUUGUUAGAAAACAAAAAGAUCGAGAAUGAGAAAUUGCUCAAGGACAUUGAUGAGUUGAAGACCACACUGCUUUCAACAAUUUCAAUUCUACAAUAAGAGGUGGUUAAAAACCCCCAAGUUUCGAUGAUAUGCCUGACUUGACAGGAGGACAACUAGACAAGUGAAGGGAUGAAAAGUUCUUGAAUUAUGCGAGAGAAAUAUAUGGUUCCAGUUAACUUGGCUGAAAAGUGAACCCAUCUUAUCAG
Messenger RNA from Diospyros lotus (date-plum), 827 nucleotides. RefSeq lists its product as uncharacterized. Lineage: Eukaryota; Viridiplantae; Streptophyta; Magnoliopsida; Ericales; Ebenaceae. The coding region runs from base 55 to 678 and encodes 207 amino acids. The record is from RefSeq and is a predicted model, not a curated record. The transcript has 6 exons.